Pseudophryne corroboree (corroboree frog) is the source of this 2921-nucleotide messenger RNA. RefSeq names its product E3 SUMO-protein ligase ZBED1-like. Gene Ontology annotation, molecular function: DNA binding; protein dimerization activity. The transcript has 6 exons. Gene Ontology annotation, cellular component: nucleus. The record is from RefSeq and is a predicted model, not a curated record. NCBI's taxonomy places the organism in Eukaryota, Metazoa, Chordata, Amphibia, Anura, Myobatrachidae. Gene Ontology annotation, biological process: regulation of transcription by RNA polymerase II. Bases 808 to 2865 code for a protein of 685 amino acids.
CGCGGGGGAGCCAAUGGGGAAGCGCGGUCCGCCGGCUGCAGGCGUCAUCUCCUAUUGGACGUUACCUCCCGGCACGUGACCCGGCUUGUAGAGCAGCGGCGGCGGAGGGGGCGGGGCCACGGGUUGCAGAUAUCUCCGCCAUCGUCUUCUCUCACCCGCCGGCCGCAGAGGAUGCUGGGGACUCCAAAAGGACCAUGGGGUAUAGACGGGAUCCGCAGGAGCAUAUGCUGGGUCAUAUCAGGGACGCCGCAGUCUAUCUAUGGGAGGCUGCGAGAGGUAUUACCCUCUUGGGCUCAAGGGCCAAUGCCAUGGCAAUCUCGGCUAGGAGAGCGUUAUGGACUCAUCAAUGGAAUGGUGAUGCUGACUCUAAGAGGGCUAUGGAGGCACUGCCGUAUAAGGGAGGGGCUCGCGGACCUGGUAUCUACAGCUACCGCGGAACACUCUAGCGAGUGGAUAGAACCUCUCCCCAUUGUUGUCCUGGGAAAGGCAACAACAAAUUUCCUUUGUUAUCUAUUGAAAUGUGCCACCUGCUGCCUUCUGAUUGGUUCACGGACAACACUGCCCCCCUACUUUUAUUGACGGCACAUUUCCGAUAGACCGCUAAUCAAACCGUGGGUGAUGGAGUAGCAGUUUAGGUGACGCUUGGGAGAAGAGUCCGACCAAAUGAUUUUGCUUUUUUUUUUUUUUACCUCAUUUUAAUUUAGCAUAGCGUUUUAUGUUCUUAGUGUAUAUUUGGAGUUUUUAGCAUUCAAUAGUUUUGUGAGAUUUUUUUUUUUUCUGUGAUUUUAAAAAAGAAGAAAAAAAGAAAUGAGGCCAAAAAGCAUUGCGUGGAAUUAUUUCGAUAAGACCUCUGAGAAAACCGCGCUUUGCAGGCUCUGCGGGACACACAUAAAAACGUGCGGCAACACCACUAAUCUCAAUUGCCAUCUGAAAAGCAAACAUUCCGAUGUGCUUCAGACCCCGGUUCCGGGUUCAGCGGAAGGCAAAAUCAGGCUCCUUUACACGGAGUGGCCGUCUAUAAACGUCGUGCAGGUCACGGAAGAAGACGAAACUGCUGCAAAUCUUUUAUCAGAGGCUGCUGUGAACCUGAUACCGGAGCCGCAGGAGCAGCAGCCACCACCGCAAGACCCGGGACCGUCCACUCCACAUCCGCAAAUACCACAGACGCCGGUGCACCAGGACAUGAUAGCCCGUACCUUAAGGAGAGUCCACACUUUCAAGGAGACUGUUAGCGAGAGCAACCGGAUCACCCAGGCGAUCGUCUACAUGAUCUGUAAAGACAGCGAGCCGUUUAACAUCGUGGAACUGCCCGGGUUUAUAGAUUUAUUAAACACGUUGGCGCCCCAGUAUGAAAUUCCGACUCGAAAAAGUAUAAAAAAUUCUGUGAUUGAAAAGUAUUAUCAGCUCAGCAACGUCAUGAGGGAGAAGCUCGUAAACAAGAAAUGCACCCUCACGACCGAGGUUUGGGCGGAUGACCAACGGCAGAGUUAUCUCAGCCUUACAGUCCAUUUUUACGACCUUGAGGAUGUACUGUUCAGUGGGACGCUCGGGGUGUUGCCGCUUGAGGAGACUCACACGGGCGAGAACCUGGCCGAUCAGCUGAGGCAGUGGUGCAGAGACUGGGGCAUAAGGAUGGAAACCGACCACGUAAUGGCUGUCGUGACCGACAGUGGCGCAAGUGUAAAAAAAGCAGUGGAAGUAGCGUUUGGGGAGAAGAAGCACAUCCCGUGCUUCGCGCACAAUCUCAAUUUCGUUGUGGAAAAGUGUUUAGAAAUCGACAGUGUGUCGACGUUGGUUACGAAGGCCAAGGACAUCGUUGCAUGGUUCAAACAGAGCCUCGCGGCCAGCGAAGAGCUGAGGAAGUUAGACGAGAGGAAGCUGAUCAGAUCCGUCGCCGGGAGGUGGAUCUCCACCUUUCAUAUGUUGCAGCGUCUGCUCGAGCUGCAGCCGCACAUCGGUAACGUUCUGGCCAGGCAUCCUGGCUCGCCUCCCAUGCUGACCGACGCUGAGCUGGAGGAUGUGACGGAAGUCCUGGCAAUAUUGGAUCCGUUUGAAUCGGCGACACAACUGAUUAGCGGGGAGCACUACCUGAGUAGCAGCAUGGUGAUACCCAUUGCUUCGCUGAUCCUGGAUAAACUGGAGAAACUGCACCCAAGCCGCGAUAUCCCGAAGGGCGUGUUAGCCAAAGCCGUGAGUGGCAUGAAGAAGAAGUUUGGCAGGAUCGAGCACGUCUUUUUAUUAGCAAUUGCCACAGUGUUGGACCCUCGCUUUAAGAAGCUGUACUUCCGCGAUCCCACUGCCUUGUCCAAACAAAUCACCUUCUUGAGUAACAAGCUGAAAAAGGGCGGCACGGAAAGCGCCAAAGGCAAUGACUUGUCAGCGUCCGUAUGUGAGAGCGAAGAUAUACAAAAACCGUCAAGGGACCUGUUCAGUGACCACAACAACAUUGUGCAAAAGACGUGGCAGCAACGUGAGGAGUCGCCGUAUUUAAAUAUGCCACAGGAACUCUCUAUGUACCUGGUACUCUGUCCCUGUUUUCAUGGAAUCACCCUUUGCCAUCUCAACUGGUCCGCCUUUAUAAACAAGAGACACGAGGGUAGUUUUCUUUAUAGAGUGAACCGUGCUCCGCCGGAGAAAAUAGAGGAAAACCCCCUUAGAUUUUGGAAACAAAUGGAAGCCACCUAUCCGAAUCUGACGAGUGUGGCUAGGCGAUAUUUGACCACCGUGGCCACUUGUGUUCCUGCCGACUGGCUUUUCUCCAAGGCAGGAGAAAUCAAGAGCAGAUCAAGAAAUAGAAUAACGGGAAAGCUGCUUCCCAAGUUACUGUUCUUACAGAGUAUAGAUGAUCGGCUCUGGGGGGUUUAAGCGACAUAGCGUUUCCUGUAGGACGUGAUUUUCCAUUAAAGUAGCUAUGUAACGUU